Messenger RNA from Drosophila ananassae, 3588 nucleotides. RefSeq names its product putative dual specificity tyrosine-phosphorylation-regulated kinase 3 homolog (gene Dyrk3). NCBI's taxonomy places the organism in Eukaryota, Metazoa, Arthropoda, Insecta, Diptera, Drosophilidae. Bases 788 to 3253 code for a protein of 821 amino acids. Gene Ontology annotation, molecular function: ATP binding; protein serine/threonine/tyrosine kinase activity; protein serine/threonine kinase activity. The transcript has 6 exons. Gene Ontology annotation, cellular component: nucleus. The record is from RefSeq and is a predicted model, not a curated record. Gene Ontology annotation, biological process: peptidyl-serine phosphorylation; peptidyl-threonine phosphorylation.
GGCUAUUUUAAGAUUUUGGUAUAUUUUAGUAUAUUGUAGGGUCUGUCUUAAAUGUGUCACGAAUCGUGUUCGUAAGGAAGUUGCGUUUUGUAUGUGUAAUACAUAUAUACAAUAUAUGUAUAUAAAGUGAUUUUUUUCGAUGUAUUUGAUUAAUGUACUUUAGAAAUUGUCAUCCUAAUUAGAAAAUACUUACACUUACAUAUAUACUUUUAGCAGGUGUGAUUGGUAUAUGUAGCAAAUGUACACAUAUGUAUAUUUACUUACAUAUAAAUAUGUAUGUAAAUAUAUACCUUUUAAAUUCAACUUUUUGUGCAAAUUUGUGCAAUUUAGUGCAGAAUAAAAAAAGGUAACGGAACACGCAAUUUUAUAUGACCUGUCGGAUGUAUGUACAUUUAAUGCCACAAAUUAAAAAUAACGAUAUUUUUUCGUGUGUUUGUGUAUAAUAACAUAUACAUACAUAUAUUUUAUCCAGCCAGAGAUAAUUAUACAUAUGUAUAUACUUUUUAUAAGAACCGGAACGACAAUAUAAAAGCGGUUGAUAAGGAAAAAAAAUAUUUUAAAAGUUUAAAAAAUUUAAAACUACAAUGAAUUAUAACAUCGAACAAAAUACUUAAAUUGUUAAGAAGUAAAACAAACCUUAAAAAAACCUAAAAAAGGUUUUAAUACUGAUAAAAUUGGAAAUUGAAAUUUUUGAAUAUCCGAAAUCAACUGAAGAAAGCAACCAACUUUAUUAAAAAGUACCUUAAAUAAUAAGAUUGCUAUCAAUGUUUUGCGUGUCUGGCCCAAUAUGGUUGGUUCUAAUAAUAAAAACAAUACCAUUCAAUUGUCUGGAAUGAACUCAAUUCACACUGGCUUACAUUCAGGAGAAAAUACAUUGAAGGAUAUUUCCUCAAAAAAUUUAACAAUUUUUAAAGUUCCUCAAAAAUCCAAAACGAUACCAUAUUUCAAAGUUCAAAUGCUUCAACAAAGUCAGAGCCUUCAUCAAACUAAUUCUCAUAAUUCGAAUCUUGAGCAAUACGAUGAUAUUGCGGUGCCACAAUUAAGUAGUAGCUGUGGAUCAUCGACUAUGUUUCAUAAACGGAAAGAUUUUCCAGCUCAGUCAAAUACAAAACUUAUUAAUUUUGCUGAAAAUAUUCCAAAUUUGCAACGAAAUUCAACUACCGAUAAUUGUGAACUCUCGGAGUCGAUUCAAGCUCAUUCCUUGCCUAUGGCAGCAGUCAUUUCGACAAAAUCUGAUUCUGCCACCAGACGAAAUUUAGGGGAGGAAUGUUUAAGCACUAUUUCUGGAAACUGUAAUCCAAUUGAAGAAACACAAUACAAGUCGCCGAUUUUGUUGAAAGAUAAUCUAUUAGUUCAAAAGGACUGUUUUUCAUUUCACCAGCAGAUUAUUAUGUCUGGACAACAGAAAAUCGCUUUACAAGAAAAACCAAAAGUUCUGGUUGUUUCUCCCCAACAGGUUAUGAUUUUGUACAUGCAUAAACUGACUCCCUACGAGCGUACAGAAAUACUCGCAUUUCCUCAAAUAUAUUUUAUUGGUGCUAAUGCAAAGAAGCGCCCAGGAGUCUACGGACCAAAUAACUCAGAUUACGAUAAUGAGCACGGUGCAUAUAUCCAUGUACCACAUGACCACGUUGCGUAUCGUUAUGAAAUGCUUAAAAUUAUCGGUAAAGGCAGUUUUGGUCAGGUCAUCAAAGCCUAUGAUCAUAAGACCCAUGAGCAUGUGGCGUUAAAAAUAGUUCGGAAUGAAAAGCGUUUUCAUCGCCAAGCUCAAGAAGAAAUAAGAAUUCUUCAUCAUUUGCGUCGACAUGAUAAAUAUAAUACGAUGAAUAUAAUACAUAUGUUUGACUACUUUACAUUUCGUAAUCAUACUUGCAUAACAUUUGAGCUACUUAGCAUUAAUCUUUAUGAAUUAAUAAAAAAAAAUGGAUUUAAGGGCUUCAGCUUGCAAUUAGUAAGAAAAUUUGCGCAUUCGCUUCUUCAAUGCUUGGAUGCACUUUAUAAAAAUGACAUUAUACAUUGUGAUAUGAAGCCAGAAAAUGUUCUCUUAAAACAACAAGGCCGCUCUGGUAUUAAGGUUAUAGACUUUGGCUCGUCGUGCUUCGAAAAUCAACGCAUAUACACAUAUAUUCAAUCGAGAUUUUAUCGUGCACCAGAGGUUAUAUUGGGAGCCAAAUAUGGCAGAGCUAUUGAUAUGUGGUCUCUGGGUUGUAUUCUGGCUGAGCUUCUAUCCGGACAUGCCUUGUUUCCAGGUGAAAAUGAAAGUGACCAACUAGCCUGUAUUAUUGAAGUAUUGGGCAUGCCAAAUAAGAAUAUAUUAGCAAACUCAAAAAGAUCGAAAUCUUUCUUUAGUCCCAAAGGCUAUCCACGUUAUUGUACUGUCCGCACAAUGUCUGAUGGAAUGGUAGUGCUAAUUGGUGGACAAUCACGUCGUGGUAAACCUCGAGGCCCUCCUUGCUCUAAAAGUCUGUCAAAAGCGCUCGACGGUUGCAAAGAUCCUCUAUUUCUGAAUUUUAUACGUGGGUGUUUGGAAUGGGAUGCUGAAAAACGACUGACACCAUCUGAGGCGUUAAAACAUCCAUGGCUUCGACGUCGCUUACCUAGACCUCCAAGCGUCGGUUGUAAUGUUAGCGGUGACCAAUCACCGAAAGGAUUAAGAAUAAAAGCAAUAAAUGACGUAGCUACAUCCUCAACCUCGCUUACAUCCGUAUCUCUAACAAUGGAAAGAGGCAACAGUAAUUGCAGUGCUCGUUUUAAAAAUGAUAGUAUCACAGAUAUGGAUUUAAAACUGACUAGAAGCUGUAAAACUCACGAAGGAGCACUACCUGAGAUAGAUCCGUUGAGCACUACCGAACUUUUAAUAGAAAGUUUAAGAAAAACCGCUGUGGUUUCGCCACGCUUGUCUUCAACGCAUUCGUCGGAGCCAGAGGAUCUUACUUCUGUUGGAUGUAACAUGGGGCCAUCGAGAUUUUAUCCAGCUUCAUUGUCCUAUUUACCCCACAUUAAUAAUAAUGGGACUGACAGAUCAUCUGUUUCAUUAGAAACAUCGGUCAAUUCGAUAAUACAACUUGAAAAAGGAAAACAUUUCAAUGAUCAAGGCGAUUACUCUUCAAACACCCCUAAUCUAAGUAACACAGAUGAGAGCUUUGCUUUUGCUUUAGAUUCCGUGACGAGAGAUCCUCCAACGUCAUUGCUAAAUUCAUCGAAAUCCAUAGAAAUUAUUGGGAGCUCAAGCGUAUCUUUUGAAUGCAAAUAAAUUAAAAGCACAGUCAAAUGAUAUGUAAAAAACUUUGACAAUAUGCAAUACUCUAAGACAUAGAGACAGUUGUUAUCUGAUUUAUUAACAACUCACUGCCAUACAAGUGAUUGUAUAAGUGGUUAAGUCUUAACCCUGAUUUGCAUUGUACUGGCAUUUGUUUGAAAUGAACUGUGGAUGUGCAGCAUAGAUCUCAAAAAUAAAAUUUAAGUGAUUCAUUUUAAAUAAACAGCGAAUAACCCUUCAUUAAGUAAAAUACACUAAAAAUGUUAAAAAAAAUUUUGUUUCGUGUUGCGAAUUUACACCAGUGUAAUAAAUAAAAUCUUUCAAUUGGA